This is a messenger RNA of Selaginella moellendorffii, 1731 nucleotides long. Its product is annotated as 3-epi-6-deoxocathasterone 23-monooxygenase. NCBI's taxonomy places the organism in Eukaryota, Viridiplantae, Streptophyta, Lycopodiopsida, Selaginellales, Selaginellaceae. Gene Ontology annotation, biological process: brassinosteroid homeostasis; sterol metabolic process; brassinosteroid biosynthetic process. The transcript has 9 exons. The record is from RefSeq and is a predicted model, not a curated record. Bases 155 to 1576 code for a protein of 473 amino acids. Gene Ontology annotation, molecular function: iron ion binding; heme binding; oxidoreductase activity, acting on paired donors, with incorporation or reduction of molecular oxygen.
CCCGCAGAUAGCGACGCAUCGGCAGCUGCGAGAGGAAAGGUUCUAAAGUGUGCACGUAAGUUCUUCCAACCAAUGUCUCAUUGAAAACCUCUUUCUUUCUCUCUUUACCUUUCCUCUCUCUCGAGAGCCGCAAAGUGAGCGAGAUAGGACAGCUAUGGUGGAUUCGAGAAUUAUGGUGUGGACGUCCAUAGCAGGGAUCGCCGGAGCUCUCUGGCUCGUGGCGCUUGUUUACUGGCGAUCAUGGAGGUUCCGGAAGCUGGAGAGGCUCCCCCCUGGAAGCAUGGGAUGGCCUCUCAUUGGGGAGCUCAUUCCUUACGUGACGAUUGCUCGCUCCGAGGCUCCUUACAUCUUCCCAAUGGAGAGGGAAAAGAAGUAUGGGACAGUGUUCAAGACGAGCUUGCUCACGGGCAAGACGAUCAUGAUCACGGACGUGGAGGGCGUCAAGUUUGUGCUCCACAACGAGGGGGUGCUGUUUGAGUCUGGCUACCCUCGGUCGCUCAAGGACGUGCUGGGAGAGCACGCAAUGCUCUUCCAGCACGGCGAGCUCCACAAGAGAAUGCACGCCAUGCUCAAGAGGUUUGUGAGCUCCACGCCUCUCAAGAAGCACCUCACUCGCGAGAUGGAGCUCCUGACCAAGCAAGGGAUGAGUACGUGGAGCAGGGGCACCAAGAUCUUGCUCCAGGACGAAAUCCAGAGGAUCACGCACGACUUUCUGAUGAAGCAGCUGUUUGGCCUGGAACCAGGCAAGCUCUCGGCAACGAUCUUCGAGGAAUUUAACAGGCUCAUGGGGGGUAUAAUUGGAAUCCCAUUGAUGAUACCAGGGACUCCAUACCACCGGGCCAUGAAGGCACGUAAGAAGCUGACCAAGAUCAUAAGUGGCAUGGUAGCGUUCCGGAGAUCUCGGCCCGACAUCGAGCACAAGGACAUCCUCAAUGCCUUGAUCGAGGAGAUUAAGCAAGAGGAGAGAGACGCGGACCAGAUCAUCGUCGACAAUGCCCUCAUCAACAUUGCAAACGCAGAGGGCAUUCCAGCGGUUAUCAUCGCCUUUGCAGUCAAGAAUUUGUCGGAGAAUCCCAAAGCUCUGGAACAGAUCAGAGAGGAAAACCUUGCGAUCCGAAAGGGAAAAGAUCCAAGCGAGGGUCUAACAUGGAAUGAAUACAUGUCGCUAGAUUUCACUCACGCGGUUUUCAAUGAGACACUCCGCCUGGCAAAUGGGGCUCAAGGAGUGAUGAGAAAGGCACUCAAGGACGUGGAAUUCCGAGGCUAUGUGAUCCCAAAAGGCUGGACAGUUCUUCCUUAUUUUCUCAACAUUCACUUCGAUGAGAAGAUGUUUCCACAGCCCACCAAGUUCCACCCCUGGCGCUGGUUAGAGAAAAGCAUUCCAUCAUCGUAUGUGCUGCCGUUUGGAGGAGGAGCGAGACUUUGCCCGGGACAAGAACUGGCCAAAGUACAAACUGCAGUGUUUCUUCAUCACUUUGUGACUCAAUUCAGAUGGGAAGCGGAGCCAGAGAAAGUGAUCAACUUCCCAAAGAUCAGCACCAAGAACCAUUUACCAGUGGUGUUACACGAUCUAUAGACACUCAAGACAGCUUCUCCAUCUCUAGAGUUACUACAUGAAGUUCCUUGGCGUUCAAAUUCUGCUUCUUGCAAAGAUCGAACUCAUCAAUUAAUAGUUCGUGUCUGUGGAUUCACAAGCAGCAAAAGAAAAAAGGAAGCUACAACUUUAAGUCA